AUGGAAGGCCUUUUCUUUAACGUCAACAGCGGCUUUGUCGAAGGCAUUGUCCGAGGGUAUCGGAACACCCUCCUCACCGGCCAGAACUACUCCAACUUGACCCAAUGCGAGACGAUAGAUGAUGUCAAACUCCAGCUUGCACCCGCCUACGGCGACUUCCUCGCGGCUCUCCCUCCGAACCCCUCCACCUCCGCCCUCGCCGGCAAGAUGACGGACAAGCUCGUCGCAGAGUUCCGGUACCUCAUGGCCCAGGCGACCGGCUCGACCGCCAAGUUCCUGGAGUACCUUACGUACGGGUACAUGAUCGACAACAUCGCGCUCCUGAUCACGGGGACGCUGCACGAACGGGACACGCGCGAGCUGCUGGAGCGCUGCCACCCGCUGGGCUGGUUCGAGACGCUGCCUGUGCUGUGCGUGGCGACCAACAUCGAGGAACUGUACAACUCCGUCUUGAUCGAAACCCCGCUGGCCGGCUAUUUCAAGGGCAGUCUCAGCCACCAGGACCUCGACGAGCUGAACAUCGAGAUCGUCCGCAACACCCUCUACAAGAACUACCUCGAGGACUUUCACCAGUUCGUCAACUCCCACCCGGACUUCAAGGGCACCCCGACGCAGGAGGUCAUGUCCGAGAUCCUGCAAUUCGAGGCCGACCGCCGCGCCAUCAACAUCACCCUCAACUCAUUCGGCACCGAGCUGUCCAAGCAGGAGCGGAGGAAGCUGUACCCGGAAUUCGGCAAGCUGUACCCCGAGGGGUCGCUCAUGCUCUCGCGCGCGGACGAUAUCGAGUCCGUCACCCUGGCCGUCAGCAUCUCCGCCGACUACAAGGCCUUCUUCGAUGCCGUGGGCCUCACCCAGGGAGGCGGUCUCGGCGGCAUGGGCGGUGGCUCCGAUGGGAAGAGUCUGGAGGACUUGUUCUACCAGAAGGAGAUGGAGAUGUCCAAGAUUGUGUUCACCCGGCAGUUUACCCCGGCCGUGGUGUACGCCUGGAUGAGGUUAAAGGAGCAGGAAAUCCGGAACGUCACCUGGAUCGCCGAGUGCAUUGCCCAGAACCAGAAAGAGAGAAUCGGAAAUUUCAUUUCCGUUUUCUAG
Messenger RNA from Aspergillus terreus NIH2624, 1089 nucleotides. RefSeq names its product H(+)-transporting V0 sector ATPase subunit d. Gene Ontology annotation, cellular component: fungal-type vacuole membrane; vacuolar proton-transporting V-type ATPase complex; proton-transporting V-type ATPase, V0 domain. Bases 1 to 1089 code for a protein of 362 amino acids. NCBI's taxonomy places the organism in Eukaryota, Fungi, Ascomycota, Eurotiomycetes, Eurotiales, Aspergillaceae. Gene Ontology annotation, biological process: proton transmembrane transport; vacuolar acidification; vacuolar transport. The record is from RefSeq and is a predicted model, not a curated record. Gene Ontology annotation, molecular function: proton-transporting ATPase activity, rotational mechanism. The transcript has 4 exons.